This is a messenger RNA of Ilyonectria robusta, 8054 nucleotides long. RefSeq names its product armadillo-type protein. Gene Ontology annotation, cellular component: 90S preribosome; small-subunit processome; nucleolus. NCBI's taxonomy places the organism in Eukaryota, Fungi, Ascomycota, Sordariomycetes, Hypocreales, Nectriaceae. The record is from RefSeq and is a predicted model, not a curated record. Bases 47 to 7987 code for a protein of 2646 amino acids. The transcript is spliced from 2 exons.
GCAACUUCGUCUGCAAAUCUCUGCAUCGGGCUGCAACACCGCCAAGAUGCCGACCAACUCAUCCGGGCGCAUCACCAAGGCCCGGAAGAACAAGAAUUCGACUCCACACCAAAAGAAUCACCGAUGGGAGUCAUUUACUACCAAAAUCUCAAAAUUCCAGUCCCUCCAGCCGCUCCGCAAAGUUCGCCGCCAUGAUCUCGAGACCGAAGACUUGUCGACAUCGACAUCCUAUUUCGGGACAGGACUGCACAAAUGGUCAGAGCUCAAUGUCUCGAAGCCCUUUGUCGCAUUCAAGCGGGAGGUUCUGCCGCUCUGCGAGAGCCUCCCCCAACUCCUCCAUUUCGAGCAACGGAUAAUGGACUUGUUGGCCCAAUACAUAUCCGCACAAGAGAAGGAAGCCCUGGAACCGUUGCUGGACCUCCUGACAGCAUUUUCCCACGACCUGGGAGUGCGGUUCGAGAAGCAUUAUGGGAGAAGUCUCGACUUGAUCGUGGCAGUCGCCAGCAAGCCGCAGGAUGUCGAGGUUAUCGAGUGGACAUUUGGUGCCUUGGCAUUCUUGUUCAAGUACCUCUCCAAGUUGCUGGUCCCCGACCUGAGACCUACGUUCAAGGUCAUGGUCACCCUUCUCGGAAAGUCACGACACCCUCCUCACAUCGCGCGUUUCGCUGCCGAGGCCUUGAGCUUUUUGGUGAAGAAGGCCGCGGCGCCGUCACACCGGGAUACCGCCCUAAAACUUCUUGUCGAAUGCGCCAGGGAUGAUCUCUGCAGUAUCAUCGGCGACCGUCAAUUUGUACUCUAUCAAGACGGAUUGAUGACCAUGUUCGCUGAGGCCAUCAAGAGUACCGACUACACGAUCCAUUCGACCGGCCCAGUGAUAUUUGCCGCCCUCGUCAACGCCAUUCCUGAGCGUGAGCGCUCCCUUGUCGAUGAAACUACAUGGACAAAUGUUACUUGUGGCGUUCUGACAGCGGUCAUCCAUCACGCGACUGUCGAUACCUUCGAAGAAUUUGCGGACGCAAUUCACGACAAUGUCGAAGCAAGCAUGAACCAGGUGCAAGCAGCGGAUCGUCAAUGGCAGCUGGUACCCUUUGUCCGAAUAUGCGGCACCCUAGCUGGUGUUCGUAGGGGCUCUCGAUUGAGUAACUGGACUCCUCUUGUGCGGAAUCUAGUUGAUAUGCUUGCCCAAGUCACCAAGGCGGCUGUCGAAGUACCCAAGGAUGCGCAUAGCAUUGUCUGGAGUUCUCUGAUUGCCAAUAUUGCCAUUAUUUGGCACAACGCUCCCAUUGACGCGUUGAUACCACACCUUGUCUCUCUUGUACAGUCAUUGAGCAGGGAGCCGCUCAUGAAGUGGUUCAUACCUUUUUGCUCAUAUUUCUGCCAAUUGGACACUCAGCGAUUUGGAAGCUUGUUCCGGAACGAAUUCCAAAAAUUUAUCACCAGCCAUUGGUCCGAGGGGCAGAACGAAGAUAUGCUGUGCAUAUUCUUACCCAAGAUGGUUGAGAACUGUGCUUUCCCUCCCGCCGGCGAAAAGGAUAGCUGCAGGUUGCCUCAAGGUUGGCAGGAUCAGAUCGUGUCCAAGUUUGAGCGACUCGAAAUUUCGCCUUUCCCUGAGCGAGGGCCUUACAACAAGGACCCGCAAGUCUGGAGAGACAGAUGCUUGCCGCAGUAUUCGGGUCUUCUCAGAAUUCUAGAGUUGACCACAGUUCACCCAUCCACUAAUGCUCGCAUUGCGGAGCUUCUCCUUCGCAAACUCAAGCUGGCACUUCGACCAUCCUCCACCUUGGCAUCCGACGAAGUUCACUUCAUCGUUGGUCAGGGGUUUCACGCAUACCUACGAAUGAGCAAGGCCGCCGACUCCAUCGAUGCUACACUGAGCCCCUUGUUGCGAGCAGCUGUUCCACGCUUCGCUCAGUCUGUGGGCUUUCUCCACGCCUAUCUUGCCUACGAGGAAAUCCAGCGAAAUAGCGAUACGAUUAAGAGGCAGGACAGCACGAGCAGCGAGGGCUCUGCGAGUGAGGAGGACCCAGUGGUGACGUCUCUAGUCAAUAAUCUCAGCUCUCCAUCGCACGAGAUCCGACUAGCAUCCUUAGAGCUUCUGAAACAGAUCAGCACCGUGCCAGACUCAACGGACUCGAUUGAUACCAUGAUCGAGGUCGAACAAACUCCCCUGGACCUCGCACACACAAGGACGAUUGCCAUGCUUCUUCGAAAACUUGGACUGGCUUACGCCUCCUUUGAGGACAAGUCUUGGCUGCAGCAAGCCGUGCCAGCAUUUCUUUACGGUAUGCUGACGGUUAAGAUGUCCCCAGUUUGGGAUGAUGCUGUCGAGACCAUGAAGCAAGUUGCCCAAAGCAAAGCCGGAGAGGAGGCCAUUUGUGCAGUUGCUUUCAAGUGGCUAAAUGUGCCGUCGGCCAGAUGGGGCCCGUCUCAGUCAGACGGACUGGCUCCAGGUCGUCAAUUCGUUUCCGAAUUCGAAUGCACCAACUUGCGAAGGUUAGAAAAGGGGGCAGCCGAGGUGGAAACAGCAAUCGAUCACCCCGAUGAUUUGAUGCUACAAAGCUUCGAUGAGAAGCAACAGACAGCAGAAACCGUGGCUGGCAACUCCAGAUCUCGUGCAUUGAAGGUUUUCAAUGCGAUCCCAGCCCUUGCUGAGAAGAGGUCUCGUCAACUCGUCCCACACUUCCUCUCCUGGGCACGUGAUGAAGACCGGACUCCCAAUUCGGACGAACAAGAUCAAUCCGAAGGGGCAACUUGGUCCUUGGCGGAUCGAAAGGGUAUGAUGGGCGUUUUUUCCCAGUUCAUCAACCCCAGGGUCUUGUAUCAGCACGAAGAGGUAUAUGUCGCAUUUCUGCAACUAAUGGAGAACGGUGAUGCCGAGAUCCAGAAACUUGCUCUCAAGGCCAUCCUUACUUGGAAGCAAGAAGCUGUCAAAACGUACCAAGAAAACCUAGAGUAUCUUCUCGAUGAGUCUCGGUUCAAGAACGAACUCACCGUCUUUUUGCAGGACGAAACUGCCAUCAAAGCAGAGCACAGAGCCGGGUUGAUGCCCAUCCUCCUCCGACUGCUUUACGGUCGUUCCAUCUCCAAGAAGGGAGCAGCAAGCGGCCGACAUGGCUUACACGCCACUAGACUUGCGGUGCUGAGGAACCUUACCAUUGAGGACAUGGGAAGCUUCCUCGACAUUGCUACUGGAAAGUUGAAGGGUGUCAAGGUCGUUGGAGUGCCACGGAAGACCUUCGAUGAGCCCAUAAUUCCUGCCCGAAAGCAGGUCGGUUUUCUCAACAUGAUUUCGUCCGUGAUCUCUGAACUGGGCACCAACGUCACGCCUUAUUUGGAGACAAUUCUUAACGCAGUUGUUUACUGCCUUGUUUACGCCUGCCGUCAGUUAAGUGGAAAUGCCCAGGAUGCGGAAAAUGUGCCGGACGAGGAGGAAGAAAAGGCCAGCACGCAGUCACUCCUCAGGAUGACCAGGUCCACUGGUAUGAAGUGCCUCAUUGCACUCUUCCAAAAUGCACAAGCCUUCCAGUGGGAGCCCUACCACGAUAUUAUCCUUGAGGAGAUUGUCGCCCCAAGACUUAGCAACCUGCCGAUCGAAACGGCCCAAGGAAUCUCCGGUAUGCUGCAACUCCUGUCGACCUGGUCUGUUCUUCCUAAUGUGGCACUGUUCCUGGCCCCUCAUGAGAAGAUCCUUCCAGUCGGGAUCCUUCCCAAGGUCAUCGAAUGCUUGUCUGCUGCGAAAGCCAAAGAUGAGGUCAAGAUCUAUGUUUUGUCAAUCAUUCGCAAUCUUGUGAAGCUCGCUACGGCACCAGCUCAUGAAUGCGAGUUCAAUGAGAUCAUCAAGGCCGAGAUCCUAGAUCCAAAUGCUGGAGCGAUUCUGGCCCAGAUUAGUGCCGUCCUUGACGGUUCCGGAUUUGGCAAUGAUCUUUUGGAAGCCUGCGUGGAGACUCUCCUGGUCAUGGCCCCAGUCGUUGAGGAUGCCGAGAAUAUCCAGGCCGUCAUUAAGAUCUCAGUCUUCCUCCUCAACCAACCCCCAAGACGAGUUAACCCCAGACUCAAGGGCAGAAUCCUGCUCAUUCUUGAACAAUACAUUUCCCGCUCCAAUGCCUUUGAGGACCAUUCGCUUUUGGACAGUGUCUAUGACACUAUCUCUUCUCUUUUCAGCUACUUCAAGGAUAUAGAGAACCGUCGGUCUUUGUCCAGGGCUCUCUUGGCCAUUGCUGACAAGGAUGCCGAUGUUUCCGAGGUUGCCGAUCUCUGUACUGCACUCAACUCAUUCAAGGAGGGUCGCAUUGAGGAGCCAGACUAUGACAGACGUCUUGCUGCAUUCACUGCCAUCUCUACCCAGCGGGAAACUCCGCUGACUCCCAAGCAAUGGCUACCUCUGCUUCAAAACAUGAUCUUCCAUAUCCGAGAUGAUGCGGAGUUUGGUAUUCUUGCGUCGAAUUCUGCCGAUGGUAUCAGACGAUUCAUUGGAGACGCGGCCUCGUGCACAUCUGAGCAAGGAAAAGAAAAGUUUGAGAAAUAUCUCCUGGAUGUUAUCAUGCCUGCUCUCUAUGCCGGGGCUCGCGAGGCUUCUGAAACAGUUCGAAGAGAACAUCUCAGAGUGCUUGGGUUCUUGCUCAGCACUCUUCCCGAGUGGGGGCCUAUUUCCGAUCUCGGUGGCCUCUUGGGUGAUCGAAACGAGGAAUCUGCGGAACUGACAUUCUUCUUCAACAUCCUAAGCCCUGCGAGCUCGAGGCAACUGGAGGCUCUCCAUAUUCUGGAGGCUGCCAACAGCAAGCAAGAAAUGGGUAGCCAGAAUCUGGCUCAAUUCUUCAUCCCCCUUUUGGAGCAUUUCAUCUUUGGCCGCGCUGACGGCACCGAUGACCAUGGAUUGGGUGCCCAAGCAACCAACACCAUUGGCGCCCUUGCUAUGUCUCUUGACUGGAAGCACUACAGGACCACUUUCCAGAGGUAUGUUGGGUACAUUGCAUCCAAGCCUGAGCUCCAAAAGCAGACCCUUCGCCUUCUGGGCAAGGUUGCAGACGCCCUCAUUCUCGCCUCCGAGCACGUUUCGGCCGAGCCUAUGGAGGUUGAUCAGGUCGAUGUUCCUGCCUCUAGUAGCCCGAGGCUGCCUCUCACGAUCCCUAAAUCAGACAAACUGAGCACAGAAGUCGAGCAUUGGUUCCUUCCGUCCCUCAUCAAGCAUCUCCAUGAAAAGGACGAGUCUGAAGUCAGUUACCGAGUCCCUGUCGGUGUGAUUAUUGUCAAGUUGUUGAAACUGUUGCCUACGGAGCAAAUGGACCAGAAAUUGGCGGGUGUCUUGACGGAUAUCAGUCAUAUUCUCCGAAGUAAAUCUUGGGAUGCACGUGAGAUGGCUCGCGACACGCUCGUCAAGAUCGCUGUCAACUUGGGCCCAUCAUUCUUCGGCUUCAUGCUUAGAGAAUUACGGGGUGCACUCACCAAGGGUUACCAGCUGCACGUGCUCUCCUACACGAUGCAUUCGAUUUUGGUUGCGGCAGCACCAGGUUACGCUCCUGGAGACUUAGAUUAUUGUCUUCCCUCUAUCGUGGCGGUCAUCAUGGAUGAUGUCUUUGGCGUCAUUGGCCAAGAGAAGGAUGCUGAAGGCUACAUCAGUCAGAUGAAGGAGAUCAAGAGCAGCAAGAGCCAGGACUCGAUGGAGCUAGUUGCCAAGAAUGCGUCAAUCAGCCGCCUCAUCGACCUGACGAAGCCUCUGCAAGCUCUUCUGAUGCAGAAGGUUGACCUCAGGAUGGUGCGCAAGAUCGAUGCACUCAUGACGCGCAUCACGGCUGGUCUGCUUCAGAACACGGCAGCUGAGAGCCGCGACACUUUGAUCUUCUGCUACGAAGUCAUCCAGGAAGUCUACAACAGUCGUAAACCUGAAGUUGAGGUGAAGAUUGAUCCCAGGGUCAAGAAGUAUCUUGUUCAGAGAGGUGCCAAGAAAAGUGGCGAAAGAGGACGCACCACCAAAAACACAUACAAGCUCAUCCGCUUCUCUGUCGACAUUCUGAGGUCCAUCCUCAAGAAGCACGAUAGCUUGCGAAAUUCCGAAAACAUCACCGGAUUUAUCCCUAUCCUAGGUGAUGUAAUGGUGGCGGGAGAGGACGAGGUGAAGAUUUCUGCCUUCCGACUCCUUGCUGUCAUCGUCAAGGUCCCAUUCGCCAAUGAAGACGGGACGAACAUCUACAAGGUCGCGGUCAAGGAAGCCACCAAGAGCAUCUCGACUGCCGUCUCCACCACUACCGAGCUAGCCCAGGCAGCUCUCAAGAUGCUGGCGGUCGUCCUGCGGGACCGUCGUGAUGUGACAGUCAAGGAUGCCGCUGUGGACAUGUUGCUUGGGAAGUUGAAGGACGAUCUGACCGAACCACUGUACCGACAUGUCACCUUCAACUUCCUGCGGUCAGUUCUGGAUCGUCAUAUCGAGACAGCUUCUGUCUACGAUACUCUGGACUACGUCGGAACUGUCAUGAUUACAAACGACGACAAGGACACGCGUGACUUGGCCAGAGGAGCAUUCUUCCAAUUCAUCCGAGAAUACCCACAGAAGAAGGCGCGCUGGGCCAAGCAACUCAACUUCAUCGUUGCCAACCUAAAGUAUGAGCGAGAGGGCGGUCGUUUGUCCGUCAUGGAGAUUGUCCACUUGUUGCUGAUGAAAUCUUCGGAUGACUUUGUCCAAGAGGUCACUGCCACCUGUUUCCUUCCUCUCUUCUUCGUGCUUGCCAAUGACGACAGCGAGAAGUGCCGACUUGCGGCCGCAGAGUUGAUCAAAGAGAUUUUCCGCAAGUCUGAUAAGGAACGAACGCAAACCUUCUUGGGACUUCUCCGAACGUGGUUGGACAAGGAUGGCAACGACGCCGUCCUGAGACUGGCGCUCGUGGUCUUUGGCCACUACAUUGAAUCUCACGAGAAUGCAUCCAAGAAUAAGAAGGACUUCAAGCUUGUUCUUGGCAAGAUCACCAACCUUAUUGCCGCCGAAGACAUUGGUGAGGUUGAUGGGGAUCUUCUGGCGGCAGCAUUGGGUGUCAUCCGAGUGUCGAUGGCUGUGUUCCCUGACAAGCUCCUCUCUGGUGACGCUGAGAAGAUGUGGGUCAACAUUGCCAAAUGCUUGGCUCACCCCGAAACCCCUGUUAGAAUCGCGGCUAUCGGGUUGAUCAGCCUGUAUUUGGCCGACUUUGCGAAGCACGGAGCAAACGUCUCAGUCGGAGAGGCUGUGGAGGGCUCUCAUGGCCUCACCCUGAAUUUGGCCAAAGUCCAGGACCUUGUUCGCCUUGCCCUUGGAGUCAUAGGAUCUCGUGAUGUCGAUGAGGCACUCGCGGCCGAGGCCACUCAGGUCCUCAUCUUCCUAGGUCCUCGUCUCCCUCUCAGACCCAAGGUUACAGAGGAUUCGGACAAGGAGGGUCAGGAUCAAGAGGAGGACGAAGAGGAGGACGAAGAGGAGGAAGAGGAGGAAGAGGAGGAAGCAGAGGGUCAAGCGAAGAAGAAGGAUCUACAGUAUCUCUUCUGGAGACUGUCUCACAUCAUUCGAAGGGAGAUUCCACCAAAGGCUGUGGCCAUCACUCCCAAAACGGCAGCGAUGGAGGUUCUCGAAACCAUCUGUCGCAGGUCCUCUUUGGAGCGUCUGCAGCCAUCUUUCAAGUCGAUUCUGACACCUCUGCACAACCUCACGGACCCGUCCAUCCCUCCACCAUUCUCGUUUGACGAAGUGUUUAAGACGAAACACGAAGCCUUGAAGACGAGGGCACAGAUUCUCAUGGAUUCUUUGCAGAAGAAAUUUGGCACAGGCGAGUACACCAAGCAGUUGCUAGUGAUUCGCGAGGAGGUGCGAGCCAAGAGACAGCAACGCUCGAGUAAGCGAAAGAUUGAGGCGCUCGCGCAUCCUGAGAAGUAUGGACGGGAUAAGCGAAAGAAGUUCGAGAAGAACAAGUCUAGGAUGAAGAUGAGAUCUAAGGAGCAGAAGUCGAUGAGGCAGUCGUACAAGGGAUGGUAAGAAGGAGAAUAAUGCAUCAGACGGCGUUUUCGGGGUUUUAGGCACACCAAAAGUGCAUUUAUUAGAG